Messenger RNA from Penicillium soppii, 189 nucleotides. RefSeq lists its product as uncharacterized. The coding region runs from base 1 to 189 and encodes 62 amino acids. The transcript has a single exon. NCBI's taxonomy places the organism in Eukaryota, Fungi, Ascomycota, Eurotiomycetes, Eurotiales, Aspergillaceae. The record is from RefSeq and is a predicted model, not a curated record.
AUGGCCCAGUUUGUCAGUCACAUCAAGGUGCUUCAUGCUCUUGUAAACCUGGAGUACCUCCUCCAAGGUGUAUCUUGCAGCGUUCAGCUGUCUCAAAUUGAUGUGAACCUCGGUUAUCGGGAGUACCAGACGCCUGAAUACUUUCAAUUGCUGGCUUUGCGUGUGCCUCAGCCGUUCCACGUCAUCUAG